Messenger RNA from Verruconis gallopava, 1447 nucleotides. RefSeq lists its product as uncharacterized. The transcript has 2 exons. Lineage: Eukaryota; Fungi; Ascomycota; Dothideomycetes; Venturiales; Sympoventuriaceae. Bases 1 to 873 code for a protein of 290 amino acids. The record is from RefSeq and is a predicted model, not a curated record.
AUGGCCUCGGCACGGACUUUCAAGUAUGAGCGCCUCCGCAGUGACAUUUCUAUUCGCCUCAUUCAGCUGUAUCCGGAAAACGCGAUGAGCUCCUUAAAUAGCAGCGUCUCGUACGAGGCGAUAUCUUACGUGUGGGAAGGCGAAACGAAACAGUCAUCCAUUGUGAGCAACGGUGGAGGGCUGAACAUCACGUCGAGCCUGGUCCAGGUAUUGAAGCGGUUCCGGACGCCAGACAAGGCCCGAAUGCUCUGGGCAGAUGCGGUGUGCAUCAACCAGCAUGAUAUAUCCGGGAGAAACCAGCAAGUUCGUCGCAUGGCUGACGUCCGUCGGCAAGCGCAAAGCGUCCUGAUCCGGCUGGGCGACGCAGACGAGUUAGAGGACACAUAUAUGGCUUUCCAAUCCCUGAGUUUGCUUCUUGAGAAAGUUUCUCCAAAGCUAUCCUAUCUUAGGCAACUAAUGGGCAAGGUCAAAACUCCCACUCCCUCUGCCAAUGACACGAGGAACGCGGAUGAGAUCCGCAAGCAUUUUGACAUUCCUGGCCCGAACUCAAGAGAGUUCUCGGAGUUGGUCAAACUGUUUCGGAGACCAUGGUUUUCCAGGGCGUUGACAUUCCGGGAAUUUGUAUCUGGCUCACAGCAUGUGGUUCGUGAGCGGCGAUGGGGAGAUAAGUGGCAACGACAUGAUGUCUUCCUGGGCUUGUCUCCAAGCGCUGUUCUCCUGCACCGCCGACGAUUGGUACGAAGAUGCCCACAUGAUGACGGUAGCCCCGUCGACGAUCAAGGGACAACAGUUCUGGACGCAAAUGAGGGUUUUCUUCAGCACCCUUGUGUCCUUUCUGGCUUUGCGUCGUGGUUUGGGCAGCAAGUACCCUAGCGACCUCGUUUACUAGGUCCUGGGUUCAGUGUCCGAUUAAUCCCAAAUUGUGCCCGACUACUUAAUGCCUUUUGAGCUUGUCUUUGCUCACAAGACUCUCGAACUCAUCAGAAAUUCCGGGAAUUUGUCGUUCUUUGGUCAAGUAAGCGUGCUUUGCUCUAAAAAGGCCAACGACCUUCCCACCUGGAUACCUGACUGGUGAGGUCGCUCUCAGUACGGUGCAACGUUCAGUCACCUGCCGAAUUUCUCCGGUCCACUAUAUGCCUCCAAUGGAUCCUCGAGGCCUGUCGUGCAGCUCUCUUCAGAUGGAAAAGAGUUACAGCUCCAAGAUUUUCUCGCUGAUACCAUCUCGGUCGUGAUAGACCCCAGAGCUCCAGAGCUUCAAUCGUGGUUGAGGAAACAGCUGGAAGCCUCAGAUUCGUGCUACGCGUCAACAUGGGAGAGCUUCGCCAUUGUGAUAGCCAACCUUAGCUGUGCCGACCUAGUGAUACGGGAACAGGAGAAACGAGUGAGAUGGACUCCUGAAUCCUGAGCUGAGCCCUGCGCCUCCGACGACGGGGCGAGAGUCGGGACG